UCAGUAGCAGCAGCUUUCAAACCGCCGCGGAGCUUCAGCAGAGCUGUGGUUUCUGCUCACCGACACACAACAGCCUCUCUACGAGCGACAGAACCAGCGGCCAUGGCGCCUCUCUUCCUCUGGGUGCUUCUUCUCUCAGGCGGUCUGCUGUUUGGAGCGAAAGGUGAUCUCUGUCCCGUGAAUGUUUGUGAAAAUGGGGGAACCUGUGUGACCGGUACAGGGACUCCGUUCAUGUGCAUCUGCCCUGAUGGCUUUUCUGGAGACACCUGCAAUGAGACUGAAACAGGGCCAUGUAGCCCCAACCCCUGUGAGAACGAUGGCGUCUGCGAGGUGACUGGUCAGUCCCGCCGAGGCGACGUUUUCACAGAGUAUAUCUGCAAAUGUCAGCCCGGCUUCGAAGGAGUUCACUGUCAGACCAGUGUCCUGGGAGCAAAUUUAAGUUCUGCAAAAGAUGUAAACGACUGUGCUGCCCAGCCGUGUGAGAAUGGCGGCACCUGCAGAGACUUGGAAGGAGACUUUAAAUGCCACUGCCCUUCACCGUAUGUGGGCAAACAGUGCCAGCAGCGCUGCAUUUCUCUCCUGGGAAUGGAGGGAGGGGGCAUCGCAGAGUCCCAGAUCAGAGCCUCGUCGGUGCGCUACACCGUGCUGGGCCUCCAGCGCUGGGGCCCGGAGCUGGCCCGUCUCCACAAUAAGGGACUGGUCAACGCAUGGAGUUCAGCUGCUCAUGACAAGAACCCAUGGAUAGAGAUCAACGUGAAGAGAAAGAUGCGCUUCACAGGCAUCGUGACGCAGGGCGCCAGUCGCAUCGGCACAGCGGAAUUCAUCAAGGCCUUCAAAGUGGCGUCCAGCAUGGAUGGAAAGACGUACACCAUGUACAGGACUGAAGGGCAGAGCAGGGACCAGCUCUUUGUGGGGAACGUGGACAAUGACGGCACUAAGACCAACCUGUUUGACCCUCCAAUCAUUGCGCAGUACAUCCGCAUCAUUCCUGUUUUGUGUCGCAGGGCCUGCACCCUGCGCAUGGAGCUGGUGGGCUGUGAACUCGACGUGUAUUCAAACACUUCAGGUUGUUCGGAGCCCAUGGGCAUGAAGUCCCGACUGCUGUCGGACCGGCAGAUCACAGCUUCCAGCACUUUCCGCACCUGGGGCCUGGAGGCGUUCAAGUGGCUGCCGCACUACGCCCGAUUGGACAAGCAGGGCAAGACCAACGCCUGGAGUCCCGCCACCAACAGCCGCUCUCAAUGGCUGCAGGUGGACCUGUUGUCACCCAAGAAGAUAACGGGGAUCAUCACUCAGGGGGCCAAAGACUUUGGCUCUGUCCAGUUUGUUUCGUCUUUUAAAGUAGCCUACAGCAACGACGGGAGGUCCUGGACUAUCCUGAAGGAUGGAACCACAGGCAAAGACAAGAUCUUUCCUGGUAACAGUGACAACAACGUUCACAAGAGGAACAUGUUUGAGCCAGCCGUCUACAGCCGAUAUGUCCGCGUCCUGCCCUGGGAAUGGCACCAGCGCAUCACCCUGCGAAUGGAGCUUCUGGGCUGUGAUGAGUAGCACAGUACAGAGCCCGCCUCCCCCCCCCUCCUCUCAUUUCUUUCCUCCUGAGCCGUUCCUGCACUGCCUCGCUCUCAGCCCAAGAGGGCAGCAAACGAUAGUGUAGCACACCACCAAAACCCUGGCUGGUCCGAGGUGGAAGUUGUUACCCCUAACCGCUGUGAGCAGGAUCUCCAUUCAGCUAAACUUUCCUUUUCUCUUUUCUUUUCCAUCCAAUCUGAUGUCGUCCACAAGUAGAGCGGCUCCACUCUUCAUCAUUCCCUCCUUCCUGUGUCAGAAGUCAGGGGUAACAAAACUGCUGAUGUAUCCGACGGUGCUGCUAGAAAUACCGUGAACCUCUGAGACCCACAGCUGGUGAUGUAAAUAACCCAGCAUGAAGCAGCCUUUAUGCCCAGACUCCAGUCCAGACAGCAUGUAGCUCGUCUUUCUGGAGCCGUUUCGCUUUUUAUUCUAUUCUACCGAGCAAAGAUAAAAGUCUUAUCAAAAUGUUUGCUGUAACUCUAUUUAGAAAACAGAUUGUAUAUGAAAAAAAGGUUUAUAUUGGGGGGAAAAAAUCAACCAGCGACAAUAAAAACCAUAUUUCGAGGUGUCUGGAGGUUUGCUUUAAGUAUUCUUGACAUUUCUCUGCUGUUAUUGAGACGGUAACCAGGUCAUUUUCCUUUGUUUUAUGAGGAUUAGCAUCCAGACAGUAACUCAGCAUGCAGUAACCACCCUCAGGGAGAGGAAACAUGAAAGGAUAUCAAUAUUGAUUUCUGUUAUUACCUUCUAGUCCCCCUACUUUAGUUUUAUUGGUUCAGGAAAUGAGUUAAAGCUGAAGUUUUGACACAUUGUUUGUUUCUACAUCAUCAGUCCGGCAGUUUGGCUGCUUUCAAGAGACAAAACAGACUCUGGUCCAGAACCUGCAGCAGACAAAGAGAGAAUACAGUAAACUAACGAUGCUCCUGUCCUAUUCUCUCUGACGACCUUCUACACUGUUCAUAAAAUAAAAAACUAGAUUGGAUUGUGUUGUGAUCUCUAAAUGAAGAGAAUCUUCGCUGUUAGAUUUGAUGCAAUUCAUGCAGUUGAAGCAUAUUUAAUUCUUUUUCUCCCUGGUUUUACAGAAUCUUAUCAGAUCCGUUUUACUUCUUUAAUUUCCUGCCAACAAACUGCUUUAAGGAGCCGCGUUAAAGCAGACGGUCAGUGUAGAGGAGGAAGGCUGGAUGUUCUUUCAGGGCUAAGCUGCUUUGCCUCCUCACGUCCCCCUAAAUAUUACCUUUACUCACUCCUUGUUUUUGUGGUUGUGUUCGCUCGGUUUCACUUUUCAUGGCACUUUUUUAUGUUUUAUAUUUGUAUUAUUAAGAAUGGAACAGAAAGGUGUGUACGGAGUGUCUAAAUGUAGACGGUAAACUGGCCCUAGUUCAGAAAGACUGAGGGAAGGCUUUCCAUUGGACGCUGAUAUUUGUUACAUGCAUUGAUAAUAAUCCAGGACCUUUUGGUGUUUUGUUGUGCAGCAGUGGUGGUUGUUCAUGUUUGCUUUAUAAUUCAGCUCCAGGAUUAUUCCAGAAGUUCAAAGCUGCAUCCCUGCUGAGGCCACGUUAAAAUAAACCAAAUUAGAGCAGAUUUUUCCGCCUUCGCUGUUCCUGACGGGACCUCAGUCAUCACCAUCCGCAGCCCCCCACCCCCCCACUGCAUUCAAUCCCUUUUCAUCCCAUGAAUUAUGAAUUUUGGGCUCGUGCAAUAUUAUACAGUGUUGAUUUUCAUAGCAAUGAAUAUAAAUUGAAGGUGUUUAAAAAUGCAUGAGGGGGCGGCGAGCCGCCGGGAUGCUGAUGUCAGACACUGUAUAAUAUUUAUUACAGUCACCUGGUUCAUGUCUGCAUGUGUUUUUAUUGAUGAGGUGAUUUCAUUUAAUCUGCGUUUAGCUCACUGAUCCCUUUAGAGUUUAAUCCCUGUUAGUUUUCUAUGAAGGAUCUUUGUGAAAUAUUCUAACUGUAUUUCUCCCUAAUUAGAGUAGAUUUGAUGUUUUUUAUUCUGUUGUUUACUAAAUGACCUCCUGUUUGACCUUUGUAUAUCCAGAUAAAGUUUAAAUAAAGAAUUUAAA
Molecule: messenger RNA, 3628 nt
Organism: Cyprinodon variegatus (sheepshead minnow)
Lineage: Eukaryota; Metazoa; Chordata; Actinopteri; Cyprinodontiformes; Cyprinodontidae
Gene: mfge8b
Product: milk fat globule-EGF factor 8 protein
Exons: 11
Coding region: 103-1551 (482 amino acids)
Molecular function (GO): calcium ion binding
Source: RefSeq, a predicted model, not a curated record